This is a messenger RNA of Pogoniulus pusillus (Red-fronted tinkerbird), 2760 nucleotides long. RefSeq names its product protein phosphatase, Mg2+/Mn2+ dependent 1M (gene PPM1M). The transcript is spliced from 10 exons. Lineage: Eukaryota; Metazoa; Chordata; Aves; Piciformes; Lybiidae. The record is from RefSeq and is a predicted model, not a curated record. The coding region runs from base 227 to 1603 and encodes 458 amino acids. Gene Ontology annotation, molecular function: protein serine/threonine phosphatase activity. Gene Ontology annotation, biological process: protein dephosphorylation.
UGCCGGUCUGGUGAGUCAUGGCUCCGCUAUCCUCCGCUCCGUCCCGUUCCGCUCCGGCUCCGCCGCGUCCCGGGCAGGAAACGGCUGGGCAGCCGGCACCGCCCGCUUCCGGAGUGCGGAGCCGCCGCCCGCACCGCCCCGGGGAGGAGCAGCCACCGCGGCGCCGCGGUCGCUCGACGGCGCCCCCUGGCGGCGGCCAGCAGCGGCGCCCGAGGCCGCUCUCGCCAUGUCCGCCGAGUGGCUGCGGCGUUGGCGGCGGAGCGGCCGUGCUGAGCGGCCCGGUGGUGCACAGGGGCCCGGCCCGGGACCGCCGCCCGCAGCCCUUAGCUACCGUCGGCCGAAGUUUCUGCGUGACGGUGGGGAGGAGAGCCCGAAGGGCGGCCGGACCGUGCGGAGCGCCGGGCCCGAGCGGCCCCUGCCCUGGGGCGCGGGCUACGCCGAAGUUAUCAAUGCUGAGAAGUCAGAGUUCAAUGAGGACCAAGCAGCCUGCUGUCAGAUCUCUGUCCGGAGGAGAGAGCCAGGCCUGGAGGAAGAUGAUGAGUGGCUGAUCCUGUGCUCCACACAGUUUCUGACUGGGUACUACUGGGCACUGUUCGAUGGCCACGGCGGCCCAGAAGCUGCCAUCAUUGCCUCCAACUAUUUACACUACUGCAUCAAGCAGAAGCUGGAGGAGGUUGUGGGGGGCAUCACGGAGGGUCGUCCCCCCAUGAAUCUCAGCGGACGCUGCGUUUGCGACAGCGACCCCCAGUUUGUGGAGGAGAAGCACAUCCACGCAGGAGACCUGGUGGUGGGAGCCCUGGAGAAUGCCUUCCAGGAAUGUGAUGAAGUCAUUGGCCAGGAGAUGGAAGCUACAAACCAGUCAGGAGGCUGCACUGCUCUGGCUGCCCUUUAUUUCCAGGGGAAGCUGUAUGUGGCCAAUGCUGGAGACAGCAGAGCAAUUCUUGUUCUGAAGGACAGCGUUGUGCCCAUGAGCAGUGAGUUCACACCUGAGACAGAGAGGCAGCGAAUCCAGCACCUGGCUUUUUUGUUUCCCAAGCUCCUGGACAGUGAGUUCACACGCUUCGAGUUUCCACGGAGGCUGAAGGGAGAUGAUGUGGGCCAGAAAGUCCUGUACCGUGAUUACUUCAUGGAGGGCUGGGGAUACAAGACAGUGGAGAAAGCUGACCUCAAGUACCCUCUUGUCCACGGUCAUGGGAAGCAGGCUCGCUUGCUGGGGACUUUGGCUGUCUCUCGAGGUCUGGGGGAUCAUCAGCUCAAAGUCAUCGACACCAACAUUGAAGUCAAACCUUUCCUCUCCUGCAUCCCCAAGGUGAAUGUAUUUGACUUUGCUCUGCAUGACGUUAAGGAAGAUGAUGUUCUUAUCAUGGCAACUGAUGGCCUUUGGGAUGUUCUGUGCAACAGAGAUGUGGCCCUUACAGUCAGGAGCUUUCUUGCAGAAAACAGGACAGAUCCUCACAGAUUCUUAGAACUGGCCAAGUGCUUGGUAUGCAGAGCAAGGGGAAAGAAGAGAGGCCACCAGUGGAUGCUAGAUGACAGCCACGAGGCAUCCUAUGAUGACAUCUCUGUAUUUGUCAUCCCACUACACAAGAGAGACAAGGAGUGAAUGUUAGCAUGACACACAGGAUCUCUGCAUCCCUCUGCUGUAGUGCUAUGCAGCAUCAGCCUGAGACCAAGGAUUUCUGCUGUGCACACACACUGUCUUCCAGCAAAAGCACCUGCACUGGAACCCCAAAUGCACAGCCACCACCUAUGCAGAAAAUCAACAAGGACAUUAGCUCCUUAAGACAGGAACAGUGGGCAGCAAACAAAUUGUUCUCAUCCUCUUUCCUUCGUGUUGGACCAAGGAGGAAUUGCAAAGGGGCCGUGCAAACUGAAGGGUACUAUUUGUAACACCUUGCGGUACAGCGAGACUCAAAUCCAUGUUUCCAGCAAGCCCUCUCCCUUUUUAAUGCUGAAGAAGGUGGAUCACUUGAGAUCCGAGUAGUCCCAAGAGCUCACUUUUAUCGAGACUUGAACCAAGUCGUGCAAAACUGGAUGCAUAAGCUAGUUUCCCUCAGGUCUGUUUGCUGUAACACGAGAAGUGCUGAAAGCCUGGAGGCUGCUGAGACAGUGCUGGGCAUGGCCAAGUCCACGGAACACAAGCACCCAAGCAGCAGCCCAGAGCUCGAGGAAGCUUUCCAUUGGUAGGCAACACCACCUCAAAUCAGAGGUUAGCAGGUGGAGCUACACAUGGUGCAUGGGAGCCUCCUGUGUAAAGAUAGGUGCCUUACUGGUAUUUAAGUGUUUUUAAGUGUGUUAGUAUGUGAUGCAGCAGACAGAUUUCUAACCAAUCUGAGCCCACACCACCUGCUAACACUUUUCCUGCUCAUUUAGGCCAUUUCUGACAGCAAAGCUGGCUUUGUAGCAGUGGCACUGAUGAGGAAACUGAAGUGUUUUAAGUGCCUCAGCUGAUUUAGCAGAAAAGCUCCAAGUACAGUAAAACCAGUUCGUUUAAAUUUGUCUGCAGUGCUAAUCUCAGGCACUUAUUGCCAGAGUUGUGCCUCAAACUCUUUUUAAGGAUCUGCUUCUCAACCAGCUUACAUUAGCCAGGCAAAUUCUGGUUUGGACAAGGUUCCCAUCUUUCUGUCUGGAAUAAACUCUGGGUUUUGCUAUUCACUACACAAGCUGCAAGGUUCCCUAGGGAAGCAGACAAAUCUCAGCAUGUGUUUUAAGGUCCACUCCACAAUGAUUAAAGUCCAAAUAAAAAUACUUUUAAAUAUA